AUGACACCCACCCACACCGUAAACAUUGCUCACGCCGAGCGCGUGAUCAUGUACGACAACAACAAGAAGACGAGGGAGAUCAGGGGUGCGAAAGAUAUCCGCUUGGAGUCUGGCUAUACAACGGCUCAAAAGGACAAGAAGGCCAAGGAUGCAAGCAAGACAGCCGCCGUUGCGGCCGCUGUCGCCCUCGCCAACAAAGCUACCAAGCACAAGACAGUCACUCACACCGCACCCACCAAAGCUCCUUCCUCGAGCAAAGCAAAGACUGCUACGGUCACCCCUGCGCCAAAGACGAAGAAAGCCGAGUCCAACAAAGCCGAGCAUAAAGGGCAGAGGAGGAGGUUGGGCGUGUACUUUGAAGAGACCAUGUAG
This is a messenger RNA of Cryptococcus wingfieldii CBS 7118, 372 nucleotides long. RefSeq lists its product as hypothetical. The coding region runs from base 1 to 372 and encodes 123 amino acids. NCBI's taxonomy places the organism in Eukaryota, Fungi, Basidiomycota, Tremellomycetes, Tremellales, Cryptococcaceae. The transcript is spliced from 2 exons. The record is from RefSeq and is a predicted model, not a curated record.